This is a messenger RNA of Impatiens glandulifera, 537 nucleotides long. RefSeq lists its product as uncharacterized. The coding region runs from base 1 to 537 and encodes 178 amino acids. The record is from RefSeq and is a predicted model, not a curated record. The transcript has 2 exons. NCBI's taxonomy places the organism in Eukaryota, Viridiplantae, Streptophyta, Magnoliopsida, Ericales, Balsaminaceae.
AUGGUGGUGGUGCUUCUAUAUGUGGAUAACAUAAUCUUGAUGGACAAUAACUAUGAUGAGGUUGCUCGACUACAAGAUGAGCUCUCGUUUCGUUUUAAGAUGAAGAAGCUUGGGGAACUUGGAAUUUUCCUUGGUCUACAAAUUGAAAAUUUUGAGAAAAGUUUGUUUGUAUCGCAGAUUAACUACGCAAAGAAGUUGGUAGAUAAAUUUGGGCCUAACAUUGCUUAUACAGUUAGAGUGGUGAUUUCAUACAUGCAAGAGCCAAGGAAACAACACCUCUACGAAGCGAAGAAAAUUAUGAAGUAUAUUAACACCUUACUGGAUAUAAGUCUACUUUACGAGAAAGAUGCAAAAUUUGUCCUGCAAAUAUUUGCGAAUGCUGACUUUGCUGGAAAUCGAGACGAUCGAAGAUUGACAUCUAUGUUUGUUUUUCAUUGUGGAAAUACUAGAAUAUCUUGGAGUAGAAGGAAGCAAGGAUCGUUAUCAUUGUAUACGACAGAAGUAGAAUACAAAGCAUUAGCUCACGCAGCACAAUAG